Manduca sexta (tobacco hornworm) is the source of this 2000-nucleotide messenger RNA. Its product is annotated as peroxidase. The transcript is spliced from 12 exons. Gene Ontology annotation, biological process: response to oxidative stress. Gene Ontology annotation, molecular function: heme binding; peroxidase activity. Bases 67 to 1938 code for a protein of 623 amino acids. NCBI's taxonomy places the organism in Eukaryota, Metazoa, Arthropoda, Insecta, Lepidoptera, Sphingidae. The record is from RefSeq and is a predicted model, not a curated record.
AAAGUAGUAUAUUAAGCACUAAACACCAACUUAACCUGGGCAGCUCGUGUGAGGAAGAUUUCCAAGAUGUGGAAGUCCGUAUAUAUUUUAAGUUUGUGUUAUUGCAUUGCAAAUGCAGUCAUUUAUAAUACGUAUAAAAGAGCCCCGGCAACAGAUGAAGAAAUAGAACAGUUUAAAGCAAAGAAAAAUUUGGAGACUUGCACCAUCGCCUUCGAGCCAUGUGAUGAGAAUGAGUGGAGACGAAUUGAUGGCUCCUGCAACAACCUGGACUAUCCUAGCCAUGGAACAUUUUACACUCCUGAGAUAAGAAUGUUACCUGCAAAUUAUAGUGAAGGAUUCACACUGAGGAAAAUGAGCUCGGGCAAAGAUUUCCCGCUCGCAAGAUACGUUCGUUUGAUGGCUCUCAAAGUGGGGGACGGAAUUGAUUCAAAGUUUGCCACGUCUGCCACAUACUUCCCAGAGUUCCUUUUUGCUGACAUUGGAUCCAUACAUGACGUCGAAAACUAUGUUCUGCAAACGGACUGUUGUAUAUCAAAAGCUUUGGACAACCCUAUGUGCACACCAAACUUAAUACCUGUAAAUGACAACGUGCACAGGUUCUCUGGCUACGACUGCAUUAACAUGACCAGACCGAAAACAUUCCAAACAGAGGGUUGUGCUCCAUCUACCACUGUUCCUGCUAGGAUCGCGAAAGCAACAACGCAUUUCGACCUUUCAUCAACCUACUUACACGCCAAUGCCUCGGCUAUCAAAGAUCACAGGACUUACGAAGGUGGCAGACUGAAAGUCGAAGUUGUUAAUGGAAUAGCUUUGCCAACUGCUGCGGUCGAAGGCACUACUUGUUUCGUCAAGCAAGCUAAGGAAACAGGAUGCGUCAGAAAUGUUCCAAACACCAUACUCAGUACUCACAUGUACUCAACAUGGUUUUGGAGAUACCACAAUCUGGUGGCAGACGCAUUAGCCGAGCAAAAUCCUUGUUGGGACGACGAGAAACUCUUCCACAUCGCGCUGGACAUCAACAUUGCUCAUUACGUCCAGAUAAAGUUAUACGAAUACUUCUCAGAAGUGCUUGGAAGGGAAUCAUUAAUAGAAAUGGGAAUUCUACACUCUGAUGACGGUUUUAGAGACCCUUAUGAUAAAACUCUCCCACCUGGAGUAUUCAUGGAAUACAAUUACUGCUUACGUUGGUUCCAUGGCACACAAGACGGAAUGCAAGAAUUGUACAAUCAAUAUGGAGAUUUCCUCGGUACUACACAAAUGGUGAACUUUUCACUGCGCGUCGAACAUUUAGCUUACGAUGACAACAUGCCGAGAAUUACUAAUGGCUUCUAUCGCCAAGCAGCUGGAGCAUUCAAUGACUUCACAGUACACCCUGAUCUCGUCGACAACGGUCUUGGAUUCCACUUGCAGAAAGUACUUGAUAUUUUAAGCAAUGACUUGGCGAAAGGAAGGUAUUUUGGUUUCACUUCGUACUUGCAGUACAGAGACUUCUGCACCAACUAUGAAAAGAAGCAUGAAACAUUCGAAGACUUGAGCUAUCUGAUGGAUCAAGAGAAAAUCGAUGAGCUCCGUAGAAUCUACGGUAAUCCGUGGGAUAUUGAACUGAUGGCUGGUAUGUGGUCUGAGAACAAGAUGGAAGGCGCUUGGGUACCACCCACCGUGCAUUGUUUGCUUUCGCACCAACUGAAGAGAACAGUGAUGACUGACCGCCAUUGGUACGAAAGACCCAACAGACCAUAUGCUUACACAGCUGCACAACUGAAUGAAAUAAGGAAGUCCUCCCUCGCGGAAAUGUUGUGCGCCGUCGGAGAUAAUGUGCUCGAAGUUCAACCUAAAGCUUUCCUGAGAAUCGGACCAGGCAAUGAACUGGUGGACUGCUCCGAGAUUCCAAAGUUAGACUUCAGCGUAUGGAAGGACGAGAGCUGCAAAUAUGAAUAAUGGUCCUUAUACUAAUGCUUUAAGGGUGUAACAAUAAAUCCUUGUUAAACAUUAUUAUUUUA